AUGGUAGUUAAAGCUAUUGCUCGAAACUCCAUAGGGCGCAACGGGGUUGGAGCGUUUGUGUUUCCAUGCAAGAAGAUCACUUUACAGUACUGCAACUGGGGAGGAUCUUCGGAAGGGAUGAGAACGUUUUUGACUUCAAAGAGGUUGGACAAAUGGGGCCAGGAGUUUCCGUGGAUACAAUUUGAAGUGUUAAGGAAGUCUGGACACCCGCUGGUGAGAGCAGAAUAUGUGAACGGCCGUGAGAAAGUCGUUUGUGUGAGGAACUUGAAUAUCGAUAAUGUAGAAAACAAGUUGAAACUAUUGAAGGACUCCGAUGGAGAUCUUUUGCGUAGAAGAACAAAAAAUGACAACGUGGAAAGCCUGAAUGGCAGUGUGAGGGGUAUAUGGUCACCUCUACAUGCAGCCAAAAGGCAUAGGGUUUAG
This is a messenger RNA of Saccharomyces kudriavzevii IFO 1802, 423 nucleotides long. It is a transcript of the gene MRPL51, whose product is annotated as mitochondrial 54S ribosomal protein mL43. Gene Ontology annotation, cellular component: mitochondrial large ribosomal subunit. The record is from RefSeq and is a predicted model, not a curated record. NCBI's taxonomy places the organism in Eukaryota, Fungi, Ascomycota, Saccharomycetes, Saccharomycetales, Saccharomycetaceae. The coding region runs from base 1 to 423 and encodes 140 amino acids. Gene Ontology annotation, molecular function: structural constituent of ribosome. Gene Ontology annotation, biological process: mitochondrial translation. The transcript has a single exon.